Molecule: messenger RNA, 1059 nt
Organism: Ruditapes philippinarum (Manila clam)
Lineage: Eukaryota; Metazoa; Mollusca; Bivalvia; Venerida; Veneridae
Exons: 11
Coding region: 114-1016 (300 amino acids)
Source: RefSeq, a predicted model, not a curated record
GUACAAAAUGACUUUAACCUUACACAUGUCUUAUCUUACGGAGAUUUCAUUCCUGUCUGCUAAUUGCACCAGGACUUCUUUUGACAGUGAUACUAUCAAAGUAGACAGUCAUCAUGAAAAAAGAUUUAUCAGCAUCAUUACUAGUCGUGACCUAUUUCAUUUUAGGUGUAGGCGCAUUCGUAUCAACACAAGAAACUAUUAGAUGCCUUCGUUGUGACCAUGCAAGCUCCGAUGAUGAAUGCGGUACUAUUACUUGCGACAAGCUUGAGGAAUGCUACACGGAUGAAGUUAUCACAGAUCAGUUAACAAUUGUCUAUAAUGCAGGCUGCAGAGCAAAACAACGUCCGAGAGCUAUUUAUAACGCGCCUGUGACGUUCGUUUCCAAAAAUAAAAGAUCGGGGUUUUACUUAUUACAUAUAGAGAGUAGACCGACAUCGUCGGAACCAACGCCUCAAACAGACCUCAUAAUAGAACCCAGUGCUACAGCUGUGAUCAUAGAAGUUCGGAGCAAUCUGAUAUAUCAGAUCCUAGGUCGUGUACAACAUUUGAUUGGUGUCAACCUAAUGAGGGCCCGUGUCCACGACUUCCUGAAGAGAAAGGGUACUGAGCGCCUUGAUUGGCCAGCUCUUUCACCUGACGUUAUUCCAACAGAGCGUAUGUGGAAUGAGUUAAAGGUAUGUUACGCAACUCAGACCGAUUUUAAUGGGCACAAUACGUUUUUCUACGGUUGUUUAAGCAAAUUGCAAUGUCAGUUUUUAAUGCAAAACGCUUACAACGAUUUCAAAUUGUGUGUUGCAAAUCUAACUCAACCUCCAUCUGGAAUGACGCGUGCUCAAGCCUGUAUCAUGAAAGAAAAAAGUUCCAUUUGUCACGCUUGUUGUGCGGAUGAAAGGUGUAACUAUGGUAGCUGUGAAAGUAUACUUGAAAGGAUCUUUGUGUUAGCCCUGGAUGGAGCGUUUAAUAUGACAACUCUGAAGACUGGGACUGCACAGCGCCGCCGACGCAAUUGUCUCUGACAAACUUUAUUGAUACAAAAAAUAAAAAUAAUCGAGAUGUUUA